AUGUAUGCCUCAAGACUGACACCGAACUUGAGAUACAACCUCCAGUGGACUACAUUCAUAAUGAUGUUUAUUUCGCUUAUACAUAUUAACGUUGCUGACGAGAAACCUCAUUCACUGCUUUCUGGCAUCUCUCAUUAUGCUCCGUCAGAAUCUAUAUUAGGCGGGAAAAGUUUACCUACCGUAAGAAGUCCGAUGCGGUCCAGUCAACGAGCGACGGAAUUUUUGGUCUACAACUGGAAUGAUUUGACAACAUGGAGCCCAGGCAACAAAUCCUUGUCUGUGUGUGAAAAACACGUUGAGCAGACCAUCGAAGGUUAUCUAGCAAACCAGAUGUGGGCUCUGCAGGUUUUUGAUGCCUGGGCAAAGCCAGGCCCUUCACUGCUGGAGGGCCGGUCAAUAUUCGUAGGGAACUACCACCAAUGUAGAGGCAUACGAUCUCCAGAAGGGAAGACUGGAAAGAGUUUUGGGAGCAAUUACUGCGUCAUCUAUCUGACUAAUUUAACAGAUUCAAAAGUAGCAGCACUGCACGCAGUCAAGAUUGGCGUCUGUUUACCUGACACCUGUAGACAGGAAGAUAUUGAAGACCUGUUUGGAAAAAGAUUGGGGCUGAUGAAUCUGAGUUCGUUUUUGGAACCUUAUUCAGCGGAUUGUCUGUCAGACGCCAAAGAAAUGACAAUGUUCACCAAAAUUGCUUUGCUGAUAGUUCUGGUAAUAGGUACUCUAGUCAUCUCUGGUACAGCCAUUGAUCUGGCAGCUCAGUUCCGCAAGCCGGAGUCAAAAAAUCUCACACCGGAAGGUCAAGUCAAGGAACCGGAUCAAGAGAUCAAAUCACAAACUACAGGUGAGAUCCUGUCUGUCUUUCUUUAUGCCAGCUUUCCCGACUGUCUAUUUACCAAAAUGUUGGUGAAUGUUCUGCUCUCAUUCUCCGCCUACACAACCGGAAAACGUCUCUUGUCCACGUCACAGGCUCCGGGCUCAAUCACCGUCAUUCAUGGCAUGCGAUUUCUGACCAUGGCAUGGAUUAUCAUUGGCCACGUAUAUUUUCUGGCAAUUCUCGGUCGUGCAAGUAACAUAGAGGAGGGAAAGGUGUCACUUCUGCGAUACAGGAUGUUUGAUGCCAUCACCAACAUGCCGUUGGGCGUGGAUACAUUUUUUGUGAUCAGCGGAUUUCUGGUGUCCUAUCUCAACUUAAAGAAAGUCACCGAGAUGGGGUGGAAAUUUAGAUGGACACGUUAUUUCCUGCAUCGGUACUGGAGAUUGACCCCGACCUACAUGGUGGCUUUAGUGUUGGUGGAAGGGCUGCAAAGGUUCUUCGUGUCCGGCGCCACGGCGCCCACACUUCAACCUGACGAUAAAGAGGUCUGUGAAACAUACUGGUGGACCUUCCCGCUUUACAUCAACAACCUCACACCUGGUGGUGCGUGCUUUGCCCACUGCUGGAGUCUGGCUGCCGACUUUCAAUUUCACCUCCUGAGUCCGCUGAUGAUAAUGCCUUUUUAUUAUCACAAAUACGGUGGUAUCGCAAGUUGUCUCAUCUUUGCCGGGGUCCAAAUGUUUCUGUCCGGAGUUAUCGCCUACAGCUUCAAAAUGAAAAUUGGAACUCUUGAUGUACCAUCAUUGCAUCUGUACUUCACCUACGUCCCAUUCUACACAAGGGUCGGUCCUUUUGCUCUGGGUGUCCUUACCGGGUACAUCAUGUGGACUAACAACGGCCGUGUCACCAUGGACAGGAACGUUGUUGUGACUAGUUGGAUCCUUUCCACAGUAGCCGGGUUGACUGUAGUAUUUGGUGUCCAUGGUGAUUUGAGCGGGACAUAUCAGAGCAAUCUGUUAGUGGCUACCAUUUAUAAUGCAACACACCGGACCAUAUUUGGGGCUUGUAUUUGCUGGAUCAUUGUCGCCUGCACGUCUGGAUAUGGAGGACCGAUCCACACCUUCCUGUCCUGGUCACCAUUCACAGUCCUGAGCCGCUUGACCUACAGUGGCUACCUCAUGCAAAUGUCCGUGCUGACAGUCAUACUUGAGAACCUGGAGCAGCCAAUUCAUUUAAACAUGAUGUCUUUUAUAGUAUUUGGCAUCGCCGGCGUUGUGUUUACCAGCGCUGCAGGCGCCGUUCUGGUCAUGUGUGUUGAGAUGCCGACGUUAAGUCUGGAGAAAGUGCGAGACCACACACGGAAAGUGUAA
This is a messenger RNA of Candidula unifasciata, 2184 nucleotides long. The record is from the annotation of a GenBank genome assembly. NCBI's taxonomy places the organism in Eukaryota, Metazoa, Mollusca, Gastropoda, Stylommatophora, Geomitridae.